This is a messenger RNA of Corchorus capsularis, 4404 nucleotides long. The record is from the annotation of a GenBank genome assembly. Lineage: Eukaryota; Viridiplantae; Streptophyta; Magnoliopsida; Malvales; Malvaceae.
AUGGUAGUGGCGUGGCGGGUAGAGGGUGCAUUCAUGAUCAAAGAAGCUGGUGAUAAUCUGUUUAUUUUUCAUUUCGAGGAUGAGAUAGAACGGGACAGAGUCUUGGUGUCGCAACCGUGGUGCUUCAAUCGGGCGUUGCUCGUGCUCAAAGACUUUGAUGGCAUCCAAGAUCCAAAUGAAGUAGUUUUUGAUCAAUGUCAAUAUUGGAUGCGGAUGUUUGAUCUACCAAUUAUGUUGAUGAAUAUGCGGAUUGGAGUAUCGGUGGGUGAAACGAUGGGACCAGUGCUUGAGGUUGAUGACACUAAUGGAAGGUUCUUGAGGGUCCGGGUGGUGCUGAAUCUCUCCACUCCUUUAAAGAAGACAACAACAGCUACUACUUCUCAGGGUGAGGUUCUUGUGCGUUUUAAAUAUGAAAAAUUGCCUGCUUUUUGCAGGGUGUGUGGACUACUGACUCACUUGGAUAAUGAUUGCCCGGUGGGAGUAACGAUGCUUAAAACACAAGGCGUCAUGGAUAAGCAGUACGAUAAUAGCAUAAGGGCAGAAAUUCCUGAUGUGAAGCCUCGACAAUCGGGUUUGUUGGCUCACUCUCGACUGGGGAUCUUAAAUCCGGUCGUGGGGAACAGGGGUGGGUUUAAUCAGGCUCCAGUAAGUUCUGUUUCAGGGAGUAGUCAACCAAGAGCACUUCGAAACCAUGUUGAUAAUCAACUUCUCCGGCAGCAGCAGGCGGCGCGUGGGAGGAGCGUAAGGGCUGCUAAUGAUGAAGCGAUUUCUAGGUCUGGAGGCAGGUUCGUGCCGCAAAUUCAGGGGGGAUUAGGGAACGUGGAAGGCCAGCUUAAUAGGAGCAAAGUGGGUAUCGUGGGUUCUUCAUCAAUUCCACAACAGGAGCAAGGUAUGAAAUUCAUGGCUGCUUCUUUUGCAGCAAUGCGAAAUUGGCGUGGGAAGGAAAAAGAAGUUGCUGGGAUUUCGCCUCUUAUGGAGGGUAUAGGGGAAUCUUCACCAAAUGGGGGAGGGUUUUUCCAAGAGGUUUUCCAAGGUCCAAAUAAUGUGGAAGGGGGUCAGUCCAUUCCGGGAGUUGGGCCUGCUCAAUCAGGACCAGCCCAAGAUGCACAGCAACAACAACAUGUGGCCCAAGAUAGUCUACAACACAAGGGGCUAGAUCAACGUGCAGAGGAUUUUAUACCUCUUCAAGCAGGUUCUAACUCACCACCAACGUUUGUUUUUGGAGCGACAACACCACCACCAGUUAGGAGGCAUAGAAAGUGGAAGAAAACGGCUCGUGUCACAUCAAAGUAUUUGUUCGAUGUGUUGGGACCUGCUGCGAAUGUUGAUCAAAGAGUUGGGCAAAAGCGUAAUCCGGGGAUUCCAAAUUAUGAGUUUCUCAAUAUUGGAGCCAAUAAGAGAUCUAAGGAACGGGCCAUGGAGCAAGAUGAUCAAGAAGAAGAUGAAUUUGGCGCUGCUAUUUAUCGUGACUUGGGACCUGUGGCUAGGCCAACCCAUGCGACUAAUAAUGGGGCUUCGGGUGAUACGAAAAUGGAGUGGAUUCGUUGUCGAAUUGGUUACGAUUGUUGUUUUAGUGUAGGAAGUGUUGGUAGAUCUGGUGGAUUAGCUAUGUUGUGGAAUAAUGAAAUUGCCGUUUCCAUUGUGUCUUACUCAAACUUGCACAUUGAUAUAACUGUGGGUAAUGUAGAUAGUGAAAAAUGGCGCUUUACUGGGUUUUAUGGCCGUCCAGAAACUAAUAAGAGACAUGAAUCAUGGGCUUUGUUGCGAUUACUUGCAACGCAAUCGAAUUUACCUUGGCUUUGCGCUGACGACUUCAAUGAGAUUUUAUCGAAUGAUGAAAAGCUUGGGGGAAGAAUGAGAUCGCAAAGGCAAAUGAACGACUUCCGAGAGGUGAUUGAUGAGUGUUGUUUUAAUGAAUGUCCAACAAAGGGACCGACUUUUACUUGGUCUCGCAGGUUUGCUGGGGAAGUAGUUUUCGAAAAAUUGGAUCGGGCUUAUGCUACAAUUUCUUGGUCUGAUCGUUUUAUGUUUUCCCAUGUUCAAACGAUGAUUCACCCAGGAUCGGAUCAUCUGCCGCUGUUGAUUACUGUUUUGGAUAAAGUCCCAAUGGACUUUCGAUCGAGAAAGAAUUUUCGCUUUGAACACAUGUGGAUCAAACAUGAUGGCCUGGAGGAGUUGAUUAAGGAGUCUUGGAAUCAGAAUCUGAUGUUAGAUGUCAAGCAAUAUAUCGAAGCUUGUGGGAGAGCUUUACAAUUCUGGGACAAGAGUGUUUUUGGGAAUGUUAAACAUAAAAUUAAUUAUAAAAAGAGGGAGUUAGAGAAGCUUUAUGGGGAAAUACAACAGCAAGAUAAUCCUCUGGUUAUACAAGAUUGGAAAAGGAAAAAUUUGAUUGUUGCAAUCCAGGGGGAGGAUGGGACUUGGCAAAGUGAUCGGAUGGUGGUAGAAGGAUUGUUUGUAGAGUAUUUUCGAAGCCUUUUUUCCACUUCUUCACCGGAUGUGACAAGAAUACAUGCAGUCACAGGCCUUUUGGAUAGGAGAAUAGACUCAGAUAUGUGCUUGGUGUUGGACAGGGAUUUUACAAAAGAAGAAAUUAAGCAAGCAGCAUUUGCUAUGGACCCAGAUAAAGCCGCAGGGCUGGAUGACAUGUCUCCCUUAUUCUUUCAACGUUUUUGGCAUAUUGUGGGCGACAAGAUUGGGUUUUCUGAAAAAUGGAUUUUGAUGGUUAUGAAUUGUGUGACAACAGUAUCAUAUUCGUUUCUGAUCAAUGGUACUUAUUCGGAGAAGUUUAAGCCAACUCGAGGGAUUAGACAAGGGGAUCCUCUCUCUCCCUAUUUGUUCCUUCUCUGUAUGGAAGGCUUGUCCAGUUUACUACUAAAUGCAGAACGUUCAGGGGCAAUUGGGGGUAUUGCAAUCACAAGGGGUGCGCCGAGAGUGUCACAUUUAUUUUUUGCGGAUGAUUGCCUUUUGUUCUUGAGAGCCACUUUAAUGGAAUGCGAUAAUGUCUUAGACGUUCUGAAGGUGUUUGAGGAAGCAUCCGCUGUAGCACAAGCUGUUCCCACUUAUCUUAUGAGCUGCUUCAAGUUUCCGAAGACAUUUCUACAUGAGCUGAAUCAGAUGAUUGCUAGAUUUUGGUGGGGGGGUGAUGAGACUCGGAGGAAGAUCCAUUGGAAGAACUGGGCAGAUUUAUGUGUUUCCAAGCUUGAUGGAGGGUUGGGUUUUCGUGAUUUCAAAGCAUUUAAUCUGGCUUUGUUAGCUAAGCAAUGCUGUCGAAUUAUACAUAAUGAGAACUCUUUGUGCUCACGGUUGUUGAAGGCAAAGUAUUUUAGGGACAGAACAUUUAUGUCAGCCACAUUGGGUGCAAAUCCAUCUUUUCUUUGGCGUAGCUUGCUUGCUGGGCGAGAUGUUAUAAAGUUGGGCUCUCGGUGGAGGGUUGGAAAUGGUUCUUCGAUAGAAGUUUGGACUGAUAAUUGGCUAAAUAAAGCUAUAAACUUAAGACCACAGGCAAGAACUGGAGUGGCGUGUCAGCCAAUUAAACAUGGGACAACUAAUGGGCAUUAUACGGUAAAGUCUGGCUACUAUGUUGCGAGAAACUUGUUAGGUAAGGAGUCUCCUGUUGUGGAGGAUAGACAAGCUAUUUGGCGUCGAAUAUGGGGUGCCACUAUUCAACCGAAAGUGAAGUUCUUUUUAUGGCGGGGAUGGUUGGAGGAGGCAGAUUUUUGGGACUGUGUGUUGAAUAAGGCUUCCCUGUUAGGGUCAUUAGAGCUAGUGACUUAUUUGUUAUGGUCAAUAUGGCAUAACAGGAACAAAUCUUUACAUGAGUUUGUGUGCAAGAUGCCUGGUUCGAUUUGUGCAGCAGCUAGAAUACGAGUAGCAAAGGUGGUGAAGUUACAGCAGCAACAUGAUAGAAUCCGACAAAGUGAGUGUGUUCAACGCUGGUCACCGCCCAUUGUAGCUCAAUUUAAAAUAAAUACCGAUGCAUCUUUUGAUUUGAGCUCGGGGGAGGCAGGCUUGGGAGCUGUAGUUAGAGACUCACAGGGAUCAGUCCUAAUUUCUGCAACAGCUAGGAUUAAUAAGGUUCCGGAUCCGUUGUUUGCAGAGGUGUAUGCAGUGAGAUUUGGCUUGAUUAUAGCUCGAUUGUUGGGUCUACAAUCUUGUGAAUUGGAAUGUGAUUCUAUGCUAGCUGUAAGGGAGAUUAAUAAUGUAGCUCCUGUCCUUUGGGAGGGGGGUGUAUUAAUACAACAAAUUAGGAUGUUAGGCUCUUCUUUUAAUUUAUGUUCUUGUCAACAUGUAAAUAGAUGUGCAAACAUGUUUGCUCACAACUUGGCUAGGAUAGUCCGUGAAGUUGGAGCUUAUGUGACUUGGUGUGGAGAUAACCCUCUACCCGUUUGUAAUCCAGAUCAUUGA